This is a messenger RNA of Gadus macrocephalus (Pacific cod), 849 nucleotides long. RefSeq lists its product as uncharacterized. The coding region runs from base 83 to 838 and encodes 251 amino acids. The record is from RefSeq and is a predicted model, not a curated record. Gene Ontology annotation, molecular function: DNA binding. NCBI's taxonomy places the organism in Eukaryota, Metazoa, Chordata, Actinopteri, Gadiformes, Gadidae. Gene Ontology annotation, cellular component: transcription regulator complex; nucleus. Gene Ontology annotation, biological process: regulation of transcription by RNA polymerase II. The transcript has 2 exons.
AAAAGGCGGGAGAAGAUUACCGCUUCCGCGCGCGCGCAGCACGGCACAGCCACAACAACACGGCAGACGGCAGGACGGCAAAAUGGACGAUAAGUUGAUAAUGUCUGUAUUUAAUUUCCCCGAGCUCUAUAACGUAACUUUACCGACUUACCGCUGCACAGAAACUCGAAUAAAUGCCUGGAGAAGCAUCAGCACCCUAAUGGGGGUCCCAUCUGAAGAAUGCAAAAGAAGAUGGAAGAAUAUGAGAGACCGUUAUUUAAAGGAGGUUCGAACGGAGCUCAAGAGCAAGCAGCAAGGGGAGCUGGUUCCCAGUCGAUGGAAAUACAGACAGCGGCUCAACUUCCUUGCCCCUUUUACCGGCACAAGAAACGGCAUAUCAGAGAACUUCAUCAACAACAACGGGGAAGACCACUCCCCUCCUGACCUGGACACCCUGGCCGCAGACAGCCCCAUGUCCCCUGCCCCAACGAGGAGGACCCGCGCCAUCGCAAAGGCCCCCGCGACCCAGCCAGAGUCCCAGUCCCAGGCAGCGUUUGCGACCCCGUCCUCUUCACCUGAGUCACAGAACAACCAGUGGGGGACGCUUGGCGCUACUGGGAAAAAGAGGAAGGACUUGGCGAAAGAAACAUUAGGCUCUGCUGAUGGCGUGGCACCUUCAAAAAAGUCAGUGGGCAGGACACAGGACGAGGACGAACUGUUUCUGCUCAGCUUUGUUCCCACCUUGAAGCGCCUUGCUCCUCAAAAAAGAUGCGAGACUAAAAUGAAGAUCCAGCAGAUCCUGUAUGAGGCUGAAUUCAGCCUACCAGAGCCUGCUCCAAAGAGAGAAUCAAUAAAAUAAAAUGAAAUGAG